Molecule: messenger RNA, 1766 nt
Organism: Myotis brandtii (Brandt's bat)
Lineage: Eukaryota; Metazoa; Chordata; Mammalia; Chiroptera; Vespertilionidae
Gene: DDIT4
Product: DNA-damage-inducible transcript 4
Exons: 4
Coding region: 212-931 (239 amino acids)
Biological process (GO): apoptotic process; response to hypoxia; negative regulation of TOR signaling
Cellular component (GO): cytoplasm
Molecular function (GO): 14-3-3 protein binding
Source: RefSeq, a predicted model, not a curated record
UCCGCGCUGGUGCUGGGGACCACGGCUGGCCGAAGGGUGGUGAGAGUGGUUGGAGCGGACAAGUCUGGGCAGCGCUCGGGGACUGGCACCGGUUCGCGCACUCAUUCAAGUGGCUCUCGUCCCAGCAGUUCUCGCUGACCGCGCUUAGCUGCGUCUUCGGCGCUCCCGUACCCUGAGCUCAUCUGCCAACGUGGUGGAGUCGGUCCGCACCAUGCCUAGCCUUUGGGAUCGCUUCUCGUCGUCCUCCCCCUCUUCGUCUGCGUCCUUGUCCCGAACGCCCACCGCCGAUCAGAGCGCCGCGCUGGAAGGAGUCAAACCCACCAGCACCCAGAUGGCGGAGGGAUGGAGGAGCACGGAGUGCUGGUUUCUUCGGGAAGCAUCAUCCCCCCCGCGAGCGAGUUGCUCUGACACCGUCCCCUGUGUGCUCCCCCUUGCAGACACGGCAUACCUGGACGGGGUGUCCCUGCCCGACUUUGAGCUGCUCAGCGACCCCGAGGACGAGCACCUGUGUGCCAACCUGAUGCAGCUGUUGCAGGAGAGCCUGGCCCAGGCACGACUGGGCUCGCGGCGCCCCGCGCGCCUGCUGAUGCCCGGCCAGCUGGUGAGCCAGGUGGGCAAGGAACUGCUGCGUCUGGCCUACAGCGAGCCCUGCGGCCUGCGGGGGGCGCUGCUGGACGUCUGCGUCGAACAGGGCAAGAGCUGCCACAGCAUCGGCCAGCUGGCCCUCGACCCCAGCCUGGUGCCCACCUUCCAGCUGACCCUGGUGCUGCGCCUGGACUCACGCCUCUGGCCCAAGAUCCAGGGGCUGUUCAGCUCCGCCAACAGCCCCUUCGUCCCUGGCUUCAGCCAGUCCCUGACGCUGAGCACCGGCUUCCGAGUUAUCAAGAAGAAGCUGUACAGCUCCGAGCAGCUGCUCAUCGAGGAAUGUUGAACUUGGGGCCGGGGGCCGACGCCACAGCAGACAACUGAACUUUUGGGGUGGACACUGGCAGGCAGGAGCUGAGGAGCUGCUUGCUGCCUGUUAGUUAGAGAACUGACAGCCACUUGAGGGGCGGUGGGGGAGAAAGUGUUUCUGGGAAGCUCACGGAGGUGUGUAGAGGUGGCUUCUCGUUGUGGGCACAGGCUUGCCCUCAGUACUGUAGCAUGAAACAAAGGUUUAGGGGCCAACCAGGCUUCUGGCUGGAUGUGUAUGUAGCAUGUACCUUAUUUUUAUUGUUACUGACAGUUAAGAUGACAGUGGUGUGACAGCCAGGAGAGCAGCUGGGCUGCACUGGCCUCUGCAAUUGCAAUCCGUGUGUGCUCAAGGUAGCUGGCCCGGGGGGAGGGGGAGGUCAUGGAGGUGUUUUGUGUAUCUCAUGGUCUGAAGGGGCCAAAUGUGUGUGUUCUUUGUUUUUGCAUCUUUUGUUUUUUUGACCAGAGCUUCACUACUGACCUGUUCUAGGCAGCUAUCUUACAGACGCAUGAAUGUAAGAGUAGAGAAGGGUGGGUGUUGGGAUCACUUGGGGGAUCUUUGACACUUGAGAAAAAAAUACACCUGGGAGCUGCGCUUGUCCCAUCCCCCGAAGUGUACUGAAGAGUUUAUCUGUGAGUGGUGGGGCUGACUGGGGUGGGGGCUGGCACCCCUUCCCCAGAGGAGUGCCAUCUGGGUCUUCCAUCUAGAACUGUUUACAUGAAGAUACUCCCUGUUCAUGAAUACACUUGAUGUUCAAGUAUUAAGACCUAUGCAAUAUUUUGUACUUUUCUAAUAAAAAAAGUGUUUGUUAAAA